GAAAGCGGCGAGGGCGCUCACGAGGCUGCGUUCCCCAUGGCAACGGCCGGCCUGUAGUCAUAACCGCCCCAACGGCCGCCUGGGCUGCCGCGUCGCCAUGGCGGAGCUGGGCCUUAACGAGCACCACCAGAAUGAAGCCAUCAACUACAUGCGCUUUGCUCGUUUCAAGCGUGGCCUGUGUCUCAAAACAGUGGAUUCGUGCUUCCAGGACCUUAAGGACAGCAGGCUUGUUGAGGAGACCUUCACAGUUGAUGAGGUGGCAGACAUGCUGGAUGGGCUGCAGACCAUUGUGCACAGUGAAGUGGAGUCCGAGCUCAUAAAUACAACGUACACCAAUGUUUUACUUCUGCGCCAGCUCUUUUCACAGGCUGAGAAAUGGUACCUUAAGUUACAGACAGACAUCUCUGAAUUGGAGAAUCGAGAACUGUUGGAACAGGUUGCUGAGUUUGAAAAGUCGGAAUUUACAUCUUCAAACAAGAAGCCCAAUGCAGAGCUCAUUAAACCAAAACUGGCUCCCAUAAAUGAAGGAGGGUCAGAGCUGCUAAACAAGACAGUUGCUUGUCUCCAAGAAGAAAAUGAAAAAUUGAAGACCAGACUUAAGACAAUAGAAACACAGGCUACAGCUGCACUAGAUGAAAAAUCCAAACUAGAGAAGUCCCUGAAGGAUCUGCAGAUGAUCCAGGGAGAUCAAAAGACUGAUGUAAACAAGGAUAUCGUUGAACUGGAGAAUAAAGUGGCAGCUUUGAAAUGUCAGUUUGAGAAGACUUUGAGUGAUUCUACUGCAAACCAAAAGUUCCUGGAAGAGAACUUGGUGACAACAAAACAUGACUUGCUUAAGGUUCAGGAUCAGCUAUCCACAGCUGAGAAGGAGUUAGAGAAGAAGUUUCAGCAAACAGCUGCCUACCGCAACAUGAAGGAAAUUCUUACUAAGAAGAACGAGCAGAUAAAGGAUCUACGAAGAAGGCUUUCCAAAUAUGAGCCAGAAGACUGAGCUACCAAAAGCUGACAUAGGAAGAGCAUGGAGAGUGGUGUUAUUUUUAAUCAAAUUUUGUUUAAAAUAAUGUACAAUUUGCUUCUAGUGCUUAAAAUAACUUUCUAUGAAUACUAAAAGGAUGCUGAAACUUCUACCCUUCCUUAUAAACCCAUUGUUUAUUACUCUUAGUUUCUGUAGUCAUGUUUUAAGUUAAUCGUCAACAUUCCUUGAGAAAUAACAAGCAGCAUCUUAUUGAAGAUCUGAGGUGAUUCUUUACAAAGAAAGGAAUUUAUUUUUGUUAAGAAAAGGGGGGGAAAAAAAAGUAUUAGGUUUUUAGUGGUGUCUCUGAGGUGAAAACUGGAGUGGUUUUAUGAAGUAUGGUUCAUGUAGCCGUGAAGUGGCAUUGUUUGUGAAAACUGUGUUGGUAGCAGUAAAAAGUAGGAGGGAAGAAGGAAGAAACAUGCUGAUUCUAUAGCAUAAAUUCACACUGAGUGUCUGAUCUCUCUGCAAAAUGUGGCCAGUAACAUUUUGCUAGAGGCUAUUUGUUAGGUAGUGAGAGAAAUAUGCUUCACAGGAGAAGCAGUGGACUCUUUAAGGGGGGAAAAAAAAACCAAAAACAACACUAAUUGGAGCUAUGCUCUUUCACUUUAUUUGAAACAAAUGUUCACAUUAGGAUACAGAUUCUGAUUUUCUUCAUUACUUUUGAUGUUAAAGUGACAAUCUGAAAAAGCAUGAGGAAGUGGCUUAUAGAACAGCUUUCUUAAGAAAUAAGUUAUUGUAGAUGUUUUCACCUCCUUUCUUAUUGUAACCUCACUGGAAAACAGUUUACUCAAGCCUUCAGAGAAGACCUUGUAUUUAGCUGACAGCCUCUUCAUAGUGCAUUGUACUUACUUGUUUUUUUCUGUUCAUAUGUAUGUUGUAUGUUACUCUAAAUAAAACCAUUAUGUUUUAAAUUA
Messenger RNA from Tympanuchus pallidicinctus (lesser prairie-chicken), 1929 nucleotides. RefSeq names its product leucine zipper transcription factor like 1 (gene LZTFL1). Lineage: Eukaryota; Metazoa; Chordata; Aves; Galliformes; Phasianidae. The coding region runs from base 98 to 991 and encodes 297 amino acids. Gene Ontology annotation, biological process: negative regulation of protein localization to cilium. Gene Ontology annotation, cellular component: cytoplasm. The transcript is spliced from 10 exons. The record is from RefSeq and is a predicted model, not a curated record.